AUGAAAAACACAUUACAUGUGUCACACAGAUGCACUUCAAGCAACGGUGAAAUAGCCCAUGAUUUUUUCCCGCUCAUUCGUGAAUACAAAGACGGACGCGUAGAGAGAUUCAAGGACCAUGAUUUUGUUCCCCCAUCUCUCGAUCCCUGCAGUGGUGUUUCAUCAAAAGACGUCGUCAUCGCACCAGAAACCGGCAUAUCUGCACGCCUGUACCUUCCAAGCACCACCUACUACCCACAUCGGAAGAUCCCCCUCCUCGCUUACCUCCACGGUGGUGCCUUCUGCAUCGAGAGCGCCUUCUCCUCCACCUACCACCGUUUUGUCAGUUCCUUAGUCGCCGAAGCCCACGUGGUGCAUCCUCUCCCCACCGCCUACGACGACUGUUUUGAAGCUCUGAAAUGGGUAGCCUCCCAUUCGAAAGGGGACGGGCCUGAGGCCUGGUUGAACGAUCACGUCGACUUCGACCGAGUGUUUCUGGCCGGCGACAGUGCGGGUGCCAACCUAGCACACUACGUCGCCAUGCGGGUGGGAGAGUCCAGGGUGGAUGGCCUGAACAAGAACAAGCUUAUCGGGUUGGUUCUAAUCCAUCCAUACUUCGAGGUGAAGGAGCCGCUGGGUCCGGAGGCAAGCGAUGAGGAGAAGAAGGCCAAGGUGGGUAAGCUGUGGCAAUACUUGUGCCCGUCAAUAAUUGGGUGCAACGACCCGAAGAUAAACCCAGCAGCAGAUCCGAAGAUAUCGGGUCUGGGGUGCAGGCAGGUGGGUAUAUGGGUGGCGGAGAAAGACUUUCUGAGGGAGAAAGGAGGAUUGUUAUAUUACGAAGUGGUGAAGAAAAGUGGAUGGGGAGGUGUGGCAGAGGUGAUAGAAGAGGAAGGGGAGGACCAUGUUUUCCAUCUAGUGAAGCCCGAUAGUGAGAAGGCCGUGGCCAUGACGAAACGCCUCGCUGCUUUUCUCAACCACCACUACCAGGACAAGGUAUGA
This is a messenger RNA of Nelumbo nucifera (sacred lotus), 978 nucleotides long. NCBI's taxonomy places the organism in Eukaryota, Viridiplantae, Streptophyta, Magnoliopsida, Proteales, Nelumbonaceae. The record is from RefSeq and is a predicted model, not a curated record.